This is a messenger RNA of Larimichthys crocea (large yellow croaker), 2670 nucleotides long. Its product is annotated as NACHT, LRR and PYD domains-containing protein 12-like. Gene Ontology annotation, molecular function: protein binding. The transcript is spliced from 7 exons. The record is from RefSeq and is a predicted model, not a curated record. The annotation marks the transcript as partial. Lineage: Eukaryota; Metazoa; Chordata; Actinopteri; Sciaenidae.
CUGUUCAUCUUUGACGGCCUGGAUGAAAGCAGACUUUCACUGGAUUUCAACAACAAAGAGCUCGUGUCUGAUGUCACACAGGAGUCAUCAGUCAGCGUGCUGUUGACAAGCCUCAUCAAGGGGAAUCUGCUUCCCUCGGCUCUCAUCUGGAUAACUUCCAGACCUGCAGCAGCCAAUCAGAUCCCUCCUUCAUGUGUUGACAGGGUAACAGAAGUACGAGGCUUCACUGACGCUCAGAAGGAGGAGUACUUCAGGAGGAGAGUCAGUGAUGAAGAUCUGUCCAGCAGAAUCAUCUCACACAUCAAGACCUCCAGGAGCCUCCACAUCAUGUGUCUGAUCCCAGUCUUCUGCUGGAUCACUGCUACAGUUCUGGACCACAUGUUGACCACAGACCAGAGAGGAGAGCUGCCCAAGACCCUGACUGACCUGUACUCACACUUCCUGCUGGUUCAGACAAAGAGGAAGAAGAAGAAGUACGAUGAAGGACAUGAGACGAGUCCACAGGAGCUGACGGAGGCUGACAGGGAAGUUCUUCUGAAGCUGGGGAGGCUGGCGUUUGAACAGCUGGAGAAAGGAAACAUCAUGUUCUACCAAGAAGACCUGGAGCAGUGUGGUCUGGAUGUCACAGAGGCCUCGGUGUACUCAGGAGUUUGUACACAGAUCUUCAAAAGAGAGAGUGUGAUCUUCCAGAAAACAGUCUACUGCUUUGUUCAUCUGAGCGUUCAGGAGUUUCUGGCUGCAGUCUACCUGUUCCACUGUUACACCAACAAGAAGACAGAGGUGCUGAAGGACUUCCUGACAGAGAAGAAGGAGGAGGAGGAGGAUUACUCCACCCUGGAUGUCUUCCUGAAGAAGGCCAUGGAGAAAUCCCUUCAAAGUAAAAAUGGUCACCUGGACCUGUUUGUUCGCUUCCUUCAUGGCCUCUCUCUGGAGUCCAACCAGAGACUCUUAGGAGGCCUGCUGGGUCAGACAGACAACAGUCCAGAAAUCAUCCAGAGAGCCAUCAACAACCUGAAGGAGAUGAACAGUGAUCGUAUCUCUCCUGACAGAAGCAUCAACAUCUUCCACUGUCUGAUGGAGAUGAACGAUGACUCAGUCCAUCAGGAGAUCCAAGAGUUCCUGAAGUCAGAGAACAGAUCAGAGAAGGAACUCUCUGAGAUCCACUGCUCAGCUCUGGCCUACAUGCUGCAGAUGUCAGAGGAGGUUCUGGAUGAGUUGGACCUGAAGAAGUACAAUGCAUCACGGGAGGGACGAUUGAGACUGAUUCCAGCUGUGAGGAACUGCAGAAAGGCUGUACUUCCUGAAUGGUGGCUCUCAGAGACUCAUUAUGAAGUUGUGGCCUCAGCUCUGAAGUCCCACCCCUCCCAUCUGACAGAGUUGGACCUGAGAGGAAGCAGACUGCAGGAUUCAGGAGUGAAGGUGCUGUCUGCUGGACUGGAGAGUCCAAACUGUAGACUGAAGACUCUAAGACUGGCUAAUUGUGGUCUGUCAGAGAUCAGCUGUGCUUCUCUGACCUCAGCUCUGAAAUCCAACCCCUCCCAUCUGACAGAGCUGGACCUGAGAGGAAACAACCUGCAGGAUUCAGGCAUCAAGCUGCUGUCUGAUGGACUGCAGAGUCCACAAUGCAGACUGGAGAUUAUCAGAUUGGAGCGCUGCAGUUUGUCAGAGAUCAGCUGUGCUUCUCUGGCCUCAGCUUUGAAGUCCAACCCCUCCCAUCUGACAGAGCUGGACCUGAGUGACAAUGACCUGCAGGAUUCAGGAGUGAAGCUGCUGUGUGAUUUUCUGGAGAGUCCAAACUGUAAACUGGAGACUCUGAGAUUAAACCACUGCGAACUACCAGAGAUCAGCUGUGCCUCUCUGGCCUCAGCUCUGAAGUCCAACCCCUCCCAUCUGACAGAGCUGGACCUGAGCUACAACAAGCUGCAGGAUUCAGGAGUGAAGCUGCUGUGUGAUUUUCUAAGGAGUCCACACUGUAGACUGAAGACUCUGAGGUUGAGAUGCUGUCUGCUCACAGAUGGAAGCUGUGCUUCUCUGGUCACAGCUCUAAAGACAAACCCUUCCCGUCUGACAGAGCUGGACCUGAGUCUCAACAAAAUACAGGAUUCAGGAGUGAAACUGCUGUCUGAUCUUGUGGACAAGAUCCAGUGGACUGGAGAUUCAGGUUAAAGAGAGACCUGAUCUGAGAGGAACCACAGAACAAUUAGACUAGUUACCAUCCACUAGAUCCUUAUAAAUACCUUGAGGCCCCCAAGUACCAUACUAACAGCGACACACCAUCAACUGACAAGGAACUUAUUGACCACCAACACCACCAUAAAAAACAGCAACCACCGAGCAACAGCUACAUCAAACCUACCAGCUUAUCUGAACAUGAGUAAAUAUGAAGCACCACCAUCGCAGCCUCAGGUUAGAACACCUCAGGUCCAGGUUGACAGUUCGCAGAGUUUCCCGUGACUUCAACUCCUUUUAAUUUUUUCAAUCUCUGCCGUUCCAAAUAAAACUCAACACAAUCAACAUUUUAGCAUUAUUUACAUGAACCUCUGUGAUGUCACUGUGAUGUCAUUGCUGCACAGAGAUUGCAUGUUUUUUAUGUGUUUGUACCUAGAAAUGAGUGUAAGUGUCUUUUGUACUUUACUUUUAGGAUAAAAUCAUUAAACUGGUUAAACACGC